This is a messenger RNA of Microbotryum saponariae, 1361 nucleotides long. Lineage: Eukaryota; Fungi; Basidiomycota; Microbotryomycetes; Microbotryales; Microbotryaceae. The record is from the annotation of a GenBank genome assembly.
AUGGCCCACGACGAAGAAUCACCGCCAGCAGCCUCACCCUCGGCACCGGAACCGACGCAAUCCAUCGAUGCACCUCCUUUGGCAAGCACGAGCCAGAGCCACGACUCGGCCCCACCUUUGACUCAAACAGCGCCUGUCGCGACUACCCCUGUACGUGCUACUCUCUGGGCAUCCAAGUGAGCUUGAUACUGGUAUCCUCAGUCUGUCUCCUCGCUGCUAUAGACGCCUUCGUUGCCACCCAUCGAGCCGAGGGAUUACAACAACCCAACAUCGUCGUCGUUGUCCUCGAUCCGACCCGUGAACCUUCCCCCCGCCUAUGCCCCCAAUUCCACGGUCCCGACCUUUAUCAGGAUCUUGGCGAUCCUCAUCUUUGUUGUCGGUGGCACGAGUGCGGCAACGAUUGCUUGGGUGUACAAGGUACGCCUAUCUCCGCAAAGGGUUUGGACGUUCGAUUGCUGGCACUGAUGGCGGUCGUUUGGGGGAAUGCAGAACAUCUUUUACCCUCGGUUGGUGCUCGCACUCAAAGCUAGGACAACACUACACCAGGGCCAUCUGAAGGGGUAUACUCAAUUCGUGGAUGCUGUACGAUCGUUCGGCAAGAGUGGGUCGAGGACGAUGAUUGGUGGGUUGAAGGAUGUCCCCGUUGUCGUCGAUACGGUCGACUCGACGCAGGAGGCUUCACCCCAGGAGGAAACAUCUUCGACCCAGUCGACGAAGGAGGAGAAGCUGCCUUUGACAGAACAAGGGGACGAGACACAGCCUCUGCUGUCCGCGACGGAAGAACUCCCCACCCCCAUUCCGAUCGAAGCACCAUCAAUCCUCAACCCUCUCUUGACCUCUGUCCAAACCCUCUCUUCAACGCUCCACACCGCGAACCUUCCACCCAACCCCUACGCCUUCACGAACGCCUCCGCCUCAUCAGCAUUCACGACCCCGAACCCCAACACGACGCACCAAUUCACUCCCCCGCGCUCAGCCGCGGCCGCCUCCGCCGCUGCGGCCGCUCAAUCCCGUCUUUCGCCCGACCAUACGCUCGUCACUUCGUUAGGCUCGUUGAACGAAUGGGUCGAAAAUCAAGUUUAUGCGAUUGCUACGCAAGGGUAUAGGACAUAUGGGUCCGUUUCGGGGAUUUCGUCGUCGAGUUCGGGUGGGGCGGGAGGUACGAAUGGGGGUAAGGAAUUCAAGGCUUUGAGUGAGGCGACGGCGGGUUUCAAGAGUGAGAUCAGGGCGGUCAAAGGUCAGUUGGGAUUCGGUUACUGUGCGGUCGGAUGAAAGGAUACAUGCUGAUUAUCUCUGGGGAGGGGCAUGCAGGCUUGUUGUUGAACCGAAGAAAUUUUGCGGUGGGGACGGCAAGUCGGUAA